Rhodotorula toruloides NP11 is the source of this 2832-nucleotide messenger RNA. Its product is annotated as zinc finger, C2H2-type domain containing protein. The coding region runs from base 1 to 2832 and encodes 943 amino acids. Lineage: Eukaryota; Fungi; Basidiomycota; Microbotryomycetes; Sporidiobolales; Sporidiobolaceae. The record is from RefSeq and is a predicted model, not a curated record. The transcript has a single exon.
AUGUUCUCGCAACCGGCUCCGCUGUACACCCACUAUCAGCCGCCUCCUCAGCCGAUGUACCCUCUCCCGCAGUCGCAGCAGCCUCAGCAGCCUCUGUCGCAGUACCAGCAGCCGCUUGGACCGUCGCCGUCGUCGUCGAUGACCGCACCGCCUCCGCCGCCCGCCUUCAUCGGCCAGCCUCAAGGAGGAGGAGCGUUCAACGGCGCACUCCAGCCGAACAACGGCGCGAGCGGGGUUGGGAUGGGCGUAGGGAGCGGCGCGGGGGACUUUGAGCUGUUCGGCCCCUCCUCGCCUCGGCACACUCAGCAACCUCGGUCACAGCAGCUGCCUCCCUAUCGACAGCCCUUCCAGCAGCUCCCGCGGCAGCAGCACAGCCAGCGAGGUCCAAGGGACGCUUAUGCGAUCCCCAUACCCUCGAGCUCGUCGUCCGAGUCGUCGCAGGACGACACCGACUACCCUCCCCUCCCUGAACUCGUCGCCGACGACGGGUCUGCACCGUCACCCGCCGCGUCAUUCUCUCCACCGUCUCCCAAGUUCAUCUCGCCCAUCAGGCCAGGGCUUCUGAAGGAGCUUGGCGGGACAGGCGGCGGACAAGCGGGCUUCAGCGGGCUGAACGGGUACGGUCUGGGCUACAAGGGCGAGCGCGCUUCGAGCGUGCCCGUCCCCGAACCGCCGCGGCCAAUGCGACGGAAGACGCAGGAGUCGCGCGACUGGCCGUCGUUCUACUCGUCUGGUUCGUCGUCGAGCAGCUCGAGUCAGGGCGCGGCUGGUCAAGCUGCGCCCGCAAAUGGCGGCUUCCUCGGCGCUCCUUUCGCCGCUCAGACCUACACAGAUGAGCCAGCGUUCUUCGUCACGCCGACAGGCCCGACCGCCAAUCCUUUCGAUGCCGCCAACCUCGUCCUCUCGCCCGCUCAGCAGCUUCCCUUCGCACAGAACCCUCACCCUACGCCGCCCUACACCGACCACCCGCUCCUCCCGUCCGAGCAGUCUGACUUGCUCGACCGUGUGAGACGCGACUUGCUCGAUGUCGACUUGAGCAGCAUCAAGGGGCCGUUGAGGGCGCUUGCGCUGUCGGGCGACAGGGAGUCGACGCCUACGCCUGGUCUGCCGUCGUACGGCUCGCCCGUUCAGCAGCAGCCGCAGAACCUGCCGCAGCAAGUCACGCCCAAGUCUGCGCUCCUCCGCUCGCCGGCGCAGGAAGACGCACUCUCGGCUGGCACCGUCUCGCCGCAAGAAGCCUUCCUCGACUACAACGAGGUCGACUCGCGCUUGCACGAUCCGUCCGAUCCGCUGUUCAGCGGCGGAAGCGGGCGAAGUACCGAAUUUGGAGUGGGCGUCGGAGGGAGCUUGUUUGCUCCGCUUCCGCAGGCGACUGCAGCGGCGAUGGCGGGCACCGUAUCGCCUACCCCGUCCUACCGCGCUCAAAGCCCGCACCUCGCCCCUCACGCGCCAGCGGCGACCUCCUCCCCUCUCGCGCGCGACCGCUCGUCCACCCCUCCCGCCGUCUCCUCACCGCGUCACGGCGCUCGACGCGGCCCGCACCCGUUCUCGGUCCCGCAGAACGCGGUGACUUGGGCCGAGCGACGAUCUUUGUCAGGUCACCGGCUUGUCGGAGGCGUUGUGGACGGCGAUGCGGAUGACGACGACGGUGACUUUGGGACCGAGGGUGAGCCGUCGGCUGAGCAGAUGGAUCGAGACGAGGAAGAAGCGGAGAAGAGGAGGCUUGAGGCUGUCAGGAGGGAGAAGGGUCUUCAGGACGGGUUUGGGCGGUUCGAGAAGAGCGACGUGGAUGUCGCCAAGCCUGAGGGGGUCGAAAUGAGCGAGGAAGAGAAGUGGAGGUACGGCGUCAAGAGCGAGGUCAAGAAUGAAGAGAACGAGGCGGGGUACCCGUCCGUCGCGGGCAAGGGUGUCUCGCGCCAGCCGGCUUCGUCGACGUUCGCACCUGCACUCCCGCCUCUCCCACAGCACCCGUCGUCCUCUUACCCCUCUUUCGCCGCCCCUCGUCCGUCAUCUGCCUCGUCGACCGCGUCGUCCGUCGCCUCGGGCUUCUCGGCCUUCCAGCACGAGCUCGCCAAGCAGCGGCAAGGCUCGCACGGGUUCGCCCCUCCUGCCUCGGUCAACAUCGGUGGCGACGGCGGCACGUCGACGCCUCGCCGAACCGCAGCGGCCAGUGCGUUGGCCGGCUUGAACGCCCUCGCUGGCCGAUACGCCGCGCAGCAGGAGCAGCCCCGCGGACCUGUCGGCGCGGAAGAGUCGCCUGUCCGGCCGCAGCGCAAGCGCAAGCCGAGCCAGAUGGCCAAGGCGGCGUACGGGCUCGUCUCGGACGAAGACGCGGAAGACGCGCCUGGCGAGCCGGGCGACUUGGCGUUGGCGACGCCUCCUGCGCCUGCUGCGUCGGCCACUCCGACCGUCUCGAGCGAUGCGGACGGCGAUGUCGAGGGCGAAUCGGACGCGAGCUACCACUCGUCGCAGUCGUCCUAUCAGGCUGCGCCCGCCCGGCGUCGCGGCACUCCAUCCGGCUCUUCCGCACCGCCAAACAAGCGUCGACGCCGUAACCCCGCUACAUCGACCCCUCGCAGCGGCGCAGGCGGCGGCGGAGGCAGCGGCUCGAUCCGGUGCGACCACACCAACUCGGACGGCUCGACGUGCGGCGUCAUCUUCCGCCGUCCGUACGACCUCGCGCGCCACAAGGAGACGAUUCAUGGAGAGGGACUGAAGGGGGAGAAGGUGCGCGUCAAGGAGUGGAAGUGCGAGCAGUGUGGUGGGACGUUCAGUCGCAAGGAUGCGCUGCUCAGGCACGGGAGGAUCAGGGGCCACAAGACUGGGCGAUGA